AAUCAGAAUGUAGGAAAAUCUACAGAUAUGACGGAAUCUACUGUGAAUCUACCUACCAGAAGCUCAACUGAGGACUGCCACAGCAAUGAGAGAUCUACCAGCCACAGAGAAAAUAACCAAUGCCUCAUGGAUCAUUGGAACCCAUGUCUAUGGGAAUAGCGGUUGCCCAACAAAGACCAGCCCUUGAUGCAUGUGAGCUAGCUAGAUCCGGCCUUGACAUCGCAGCAUGGAGUAAAACAAGAUUUCCUGAUGGACAGCUUCCAGAAAGAGAUGGCCUUCCCUCAUCUGAGCAUAAGUUUACAAGCCCUGAGAAAGGAGAAGUCCCGAGAUGCUGCUCGAUCCCGCCGGGGAAAGGAAAAUUUUGAGUUCUAUGAGUUGGCCAAGCUGCUGCCCCUCCCUGCAGCCAUCACCAGCCAGCUUGACAAGGCGUCCAUCAUUCGCCUUACAAUUAGCUACCUGAAAAUGAGGGACUUUGCUAAUCAGGGGGACCCCCCGUGGAACUUGAGGAUGGAAGGCCCCCCGCCCAACACGUCAGUGAAAGUUAUAGGUGCCCAACGCAGGAGAAGUCCCAGCGCUCUGGCCAUUGAAGUAUUCGAGGCGCAUUUGGGAAGUCACAUUUUGCAGUCCCUUGAUGGAUUUGUAUUUGCACUAAAUCAAGAAGGAAAGUUUUUGUACAUUUCCGAAACCGUCUCCAUCUACCUAGGCCUAUCCCAAGUCGAGCUGACGGGCAGCAGUGUCUUUGACUACGUCCACCCAGGAGACCACGUGGAGAUGGCUGAGCAGUUGGGGAUGAAACUGCCCCCUGGCCGGGGGCUCCUCUCCCAAGGCGCGGCCGAGGACGGAGCCAGCUCAGCGUCCUCCUCUUCUCAGUCAGAGACCCCGGAACCAGUGGAAUCAACAAGCCCCAGUCUACUAACCACUGACAACACCCUGGAGCGAUCCUUCUUCAUCCGAAUGAAAUCUACCUUGACCAAGCGGGGAGUGCACAUCAAAUCAUCAGGAUACAAGGUGAUUCAUAUAACUGGCAGGUUGCGUCUGCGAGUCUCGCUGUCCCAUGGCCGGACGGUCCCCAGCCAGAUCAUGGGACUGGUGGUGGUAGCCCACGCCCUGCCACCCCCCACCAUCAACGAGGUCAGGAUUGACUGUCACAUGUUUGUCACCCGUGUCAAUAUGGAUCUCAAUAUCAUUUACUGUGAAAACAGGAUCAGUGAUUACAUGGACCUGACCCCUGUAGACAUCGUUGGGAAGAGAUGCUACCACUUCAUUCAUGCUGAAGACGUCGAGGGCAUAAGACACAGUCACCUAGACUUGCUGAAUAAGGGGCAGUGUGUAACCAAGUACUACCGCUGGAUGCAGAAGAACGGAGGCUAUAUUUGGAUCCAGUCUAGUGCCACCAUAGCUAUUAAUGCCAAGAAUGCCAAUGAAAAGAAUAUCAUCUGGGUCAAUUAUCUUCUUAGCAAUCCAGAGUACAAGGACACACCCAUGGACAUCGCACAGCUCCCUCACCUGCCGGAGAAGACCUCGGAAUCCUCGGAGACCUCUGAUUCAGAGUCCGACUCAAAAGACAACUCGGAGGACAAUGGGAACUCCAAGUCGGACGAGAAGGGGAACCAGUCGGAGAACAGCGAGGAUCCCGAGCCGGACCGGAAGAAGUCGGGGCACCCGUCGGACAACGAGAUGAACUGCAAUGACGACGGCAACAGCUCGAGCAACCAGGACAGCCGGGACAGCGACGACAGCUUCGAGAACUCGGACUUUGAGCACCAGAAGGCGGCGGCGGCGGCGGCAGAGGCGGGUGGCUUCGGCCCACUGGGGGCCAUGCAGAUCAAGGUGGAGCGCUACGUGGAGAGCGAGGCGGACCUGCAGCUGCAGCCCUGCGAGUCGCUCACCUCCGACAGCGCCAAGGACUCGGACAGCGCGGCCGAGGCGGGCCCCCAGGCCUCCAGCAAGCACCAGAAGAGGAAGAAGAGGAGGAAAAAGCAGAAGGCCGGCAGCCUGGCCCGGCGCCGCCUGUCCAGCGCCUCGAGCCCCGGCGGCCUGGAUUCGGCCCUGGGGGACCCGGCCCCGCCGGCCCGGCUGCUCCCCUCGCCCGGCGGUGCCUCCUCGGGGCUGAAGAUCAAGACGGAGAUCUCGGAGCCCAUCAACUUCGACAACGACAGCAGCAUCUGGAACUACCCGCCCAAUCGCGAGAUCUCCCGGAACGAGUCGCCCUUCAGUAUGACCAAGCCCCCCGGCGCCGACCACUUCCCCUCCCCACAGGCCGGCGCCGGCUCCAGUUUACACGUGGCCAUCCCCGACUCGGUCCUCACCCCGCCCGGGGCCGACCCUACGGCCGCCGGCCGCAAGGCCCAGUUUGGCGCCCCGUCGGCCCCGGGUCCCGGGGCCUCCGACCCUCUGUCGCCCCCGCUCUCGGCCUCCCCCCGGGACAAGCACGCGGGGGCCCCCAGCGCCUCCAACUCUUUGUUGUACACUGGGGAGCUGGAGGCCCUGCAGCGGCUGCAGGCGGGCAACGUGGUGCUCCCUCUCGUCCACCGGGUCACCGGGACCCUGGCGGCCACUGGCAGCGCCGCCCAGAGGGUCUACACCACUGGCACCAUCCGCUACGCCCCUGCGGAAGUGACUCUGGCCAUGCAGGGAAACCUCCUCCCCAACGCCCACGCGGUCAACUUUGUCGACGUGAACGGCCCCAGCUUCGGGCUGGACCCCAAAACGCCCAUGGAGAUGCUCUACCACCACGUCCACCGACUCAACAUGUCGGCGGGGCCGUUCGGGGGCACGGUCAGCGGGGCCAGCCUGACCCAAAUGCCCACGGGCAACGUGUUCACGACGGCCGAGGGACUCUUCUCCACGCUCCCCUUCCCCGUGUACAGCAACGGCAUCCAUGCCGCACAGACUCUGGAGCCCAAGGAGGAUUGAGUGGCGGCGACCGCGUGGCUGUGUUCGGCGUUCCGCCCCGAGGCCUGGACGCUGUUUUCCUUUAGCCCUCUUAAU
This is a messenger RNA of Tachyglossus aculeatus (Australian echidna), 2991 nucleotides long. It is a transcript of the gene NPAS3, whose product is annotated as neuronal PAS domain protein 3. NCBI's taxonomy places the organism in Eukaryota, Metazoa, Chordata, Mammalia, Monotremata, Tachyglossidae. The coding region runs from base 250 to 2916 and encodes 888 amino acids. Gene Ontology annotation, biological process: regulation of transcription by RNA polymerase II. The transcript is spliced from 12 exons. The record is from RefSeq and is a predicted model, not a curated record. Gene Ontology annotation, molecular function: DNA-binding transcription factor activity, RNA polymerase II-specific; protein dimerization activity; RNA polymerase II transcription regulatory region sequence-specific DNA binding.